AUGAAGCCGCGUCAAUACCAAACUUGUUCAUCAACAAUGACCAACACAUCCACAUUCAGCACCAUCAAAAAGGUUCUUCUGAAUGAGCCCGUCAGGUCAAGAUCCAUUUCAGAUGAAGACAGCGCUUUUGACUCCGAUGUUGAUCAAAAUGAACCAAAAACGAGGUGGGGGAAGCUUAUCAAAAAACUUGAAGUCCAACCAAAGGGGGAUUUAUCCACAGCUCAAAUGUUUUUGUACAAUCAUGAUUUGCGACCAGUUGAAGAAGCUAGACGUCAAUGGAGCUGGUACAACUAUGUAUUCUUUUGGAUUGCAGACUCAUUCAAUAUCAACACCUGGCAGAUUGCCGCUACAGGUAUGCAGGCGCCAUCAAAUAUGAAUUGGUGGAUGACCUGGUUAUCAGUUUGGUUGGGAUACUUCCUUUGUGGUAUCUUUGUUUCAAUUGGCGCAAGGGUUGGUAUUCAAUAUCAUAUAUCCUUUCCGGUGGCAGUGAGAAGUUCAUUUGGAAUAUAUGGAUCCCUUUGGCCAGUCAUCAAUAGAGUUUUCAUGUCUUGUGUGUGGUUUGCUGUUCAAACAGCUGUUGCUGGUCCCACGUUCCUGUUGAUGUUGCACUCCAUCUUUGGUAAGAAUUUGCCCCAAAAGAUCCCUGACCACAUUAGUGACCCUGACUUGACCACCUACCAGUUCCUCGGAAUCUUUUUGUUUUGGUUAUUUCAACUCCCCUUCAUUUGGUUUCCACCUCAUAAGAUAAGACAUUUAUUUACCGUUAAAGCUUAUGUAGCCCCAGUAGCAGGAUUUGGAUUUUUGAUAUGGACAUUGGUAAAAUCGGAUGGAUUAGGUGAAGUGAUGAGCAAACCAAAUGGAACACAUGGAUCUGCGUUGGCAUGGGCUUUUGUUGAAUCAACAAUGAAUGCAUUGGCUAAUUUUGCUACCUUGAUUGUUAACUCCCCAGAUUUCUCACGUUUUGCCAACAAGCCAUCCUUUGGAAUGAAAUAUUUGGUUUAUACCAUAUCAAUCCCGGUAUGUUUUUCUAUCACAUCAUUAAUUGGAAUUUUGGUGACAUCUGGUGCAGAGAACUUGUACGGUCAAACGUACUGGUCACCCUUAGAUGUCCUCGCCAGAUUCUUGGACAAUUACACUUCUGGUAACAGAGCUGGUGUUUUCUUUAUCUCAGCUGCAUUUGCUUUAGCUCAAUUGGGAACCAACAUUUCAGCCAAUUCAUUGUCCUUCGGAACUGACUGCUCAGCAAUAUUGCCUAGGUUCAUAAACAUAAGAAGAGGAGGGUACAUAUGUGCCUUUUUAGCCUUGGCAAUUAAUCCUUGGAAACUUAUAUCCUCCUCAUCUAAGUUUACAACCUACCUUUCUGCCUACUCAGUGUUUUUAUCAUCCAUUGCCGGUGUGGUUGCAUGUGAUUACUACUAUCUCAGAAGAGGAUACAUAAAGCUAACUCACUUGUACUCACCAACUGAUCCCGAGGAUAGAUCAAUCAAGUCAAUGUAUGCCUACAAUAAGAUUGGUUGCAACUGGCGCGCUUAUGCUGCUUACAUUUGUGGGAUCUUGCCAAACAUUGUUGGCUUUGUUGGUGCUACUGAAACACACAAAGUUCCAAUUGGUGCAACGGAAGUGUACAGACUCAACUUUUUUAUGGGUUUUUGUUCCGCUUGGAUUGUUUACUCCGUGCUCAAUUAUUUCUGGCCUGUUGAAACUGGAAUUCCACCAACCAAGCCAUUUGAAAAAGGAUGGUAUGAAGAAUGGCAGGAUGUGGAAUCAUUUGAGGAAGAAUUGGUGGGCCGAGAAGUACAUCAUGGUAUUGAGACGUUUCAUGAUACUGAUAUGAGCUUGACACACAAGGGUAAGGAAGUGUAA
Messenger RNA from Lodderomyces orthopsilosis Co 90-125, 1863 nucleotides. RefSeq names its product allantoin permease (gene DAL4). Gene Ontology annotation, molecular function: nucleobase transmembrane transporter activity. NCBI's taxonomy places the organism in Eukaryota, Fungi, Ascomycota, Pichiomycetes, Serinales, Debaryomycetaceae. Gene Ontology annotation, biological process: transmembrane transport; nucleobase transport. Bases 1 to 1863 code for a protein of 620 amino acids. The transcript has a single exon. Gene Ontology annotation, cellular component: plasma membrane. The record is from RefSeq and is a predicted model, not a curated record.